Colletotrichum spaethianum is the source of this 1098-nucleotide messenger RNA. RefSeq lists its product as uncharacterized. The transcript has 2 exons. Bases 1 to 1098 code for a protein of 365 amino acids. Lineage: Eukaryota; Fungi; Ascomycota; Sordariomycetes; Glomerellales; Glomerellaceae. The record is from RefSeq and is a predicted model, not a curated record.
AUGGCUCCUACACAAGCAAAGCACGAACGCGCGGGUUCGGAUCCCACUGAGACUCCACUGGCCAAGAGGCCAAAACCUGAACCCUUGGAACCUCAACCUGCUAUCGAGGCUCAACCAGUGGAGAUAGUUGUUGCAACCAAAGCCGAGAUUGCCAAUGAUACACCUCCCGAGACCAUCCCCACCGGGCAUCUAUUGAAUGCCGGUCGGCAUUUGAUCCCAUCCGACGUUAUUCGUACAAUGCGUUCCGCGCAGCCGGAGGCCGUCUCCAAAAUCCAUGUUGCAGACGAGGAGCCUGACAUUGUUGGCCUCAUGGUACGCUGGUGUUAUCGAAGCAAAAUACCGACCGUGACAGCUCAAAUGCUGUCCAAGCCAUUUGCUUUGAAUCUUGGAGAGAGGCUGCUAAACGUGCUGCCCCUCCCCAUGCCCAUAACAGAUGCAACGGAGAAACAUCCCGCUCAGUACCAAACGCUUGCAGUAUACUUCGACGCAUACCAUUCUGACGGAGUCCAGAAAACUGAUUCGUUCGAAGAGCUCAGACUUUGCGAAUACGAGAAGAAAGCGGGCGCAUUUGGGGUCUACAAGGGAGUUGUGUGUAGCCAUGCCUGGGACAGUAACGGGCAGGAAAGGCAACCAGACUUGGACGACAUCAGAAAACACCUUCAAGAUGUUGAAGGAAUACCCAUGUUUGGAACAGGGAAUGCACGAGUGGAGGCAGAGCUCCUCCAGCUGAAGCUUGUCAAACUUUCCAUGAUGGCUGCGAAGCACGGCUGGGUGCAACUCCUGGAUGCUACACUGUUUGCAUACGCGAAGGGUGAGAUCAACAUCAGCCGGCGUUGUCCCGUUCUGCGCCAUAUCGAGCUAGCUUACUCUGUUGCUAGUGGCCUGCCUCGUCUGCGUGACUUCAUGGCAGCCUAUGCUUCUGUCACUACACAGACUCACAACACCCGUGCUGAGCUGCUCGCCCUGUAUCCGAAGUGCCCUGGCUUCCUUCAUGACGUAAUGGCACGACAAGAUGCUCAGACUGGUCUUGCCAACCCACUAGUAUGGUACACUACGCGAUAUUGUCCUAAUGGGACGGAGAGGCCACGGUCUAUUUAA